AUGAAAAAGAAUUGGUUACUAGAAUAUCAUUUUGUGCGCGGAGACUUCUCGUUUUGUAAGAAAAUCAUCCAAGAUUUAUCACCAAAGAGUGAUAAUACUUGCCAGGAUGAAUACUCCAAUUACGUGCAAGCACGUAUAUACUAUGCCGAAGGGAAAAUACAAGAGAGCUCCCAGCUUUUUCAAUUGUGUUAUUCAAAAAAUCCUAAUAAUCCAGGAGCUCUACAAGAAAUUGCCAAAUAUUUAAUUGCUCAGGGGCGAUAUAAGAAAGCCGUUGAAGCGCUAAUGCUUGCAAAACUCCUGAUAAAACAACCAGAUUUUAUGCUUUUACAUGAUCUCGCUCGUUGCAACCUCAACCUCAAAGAAUAUGCGUUGGCUGAGGAGAACUGCAGAGAGGCAAUCAAAAUCUGUAAAAGCAAAUCCAUCUAUAAACUAUUAGCAGCUUGUCUAAUUCGUCAGCGUAAAACAGGAGAGGCGAUUGAGGUUUUUCGUUUAUCGUUAAGACUGUUUCCUAAGAGUAGUCAACUUUACACCACUUUUGGUAAACUCUGCGUAGAAAUGGGCUUCAACGAAGACGCCAUGAAAACUCUGUCAGCAGCCAUUAAGCUAGAUGAUAACAAUACCGUGGCAUUAAAUGAAAUAGCCGUUUUACACCAGAAACGUGAUGAGAUUGACGACGCCAUCAACAGAUAUAUGGAGUUGGUUUGUCGUGGUAUGGAAUCGGCAAGCAUAUUCAGCAAUUUAGGCCUCUGCUAUUUCUACAAAGACAAAUUUGUUAUGGCGCUAACGUGUUUGUUGCGGGCACGUGAUAUCGAUUCAACGUCCAGCGAAACUUUGUUCAACUUGGGCCUUGUAUUUGCAUCUUUGCACCAAUAUUGCUCCGCCUUUAUCCACUGGAAAGCGGCUGCCGUUUAUGCCACAAAUAAAAGUUUCGUGGAUCAAGAGCUAGUUACGUUACUUUCAGCAUGCUUACCUUUCGUUAAUAAAGAGACGGAUACCUAACAAUUAGGUAAAGAAUACGUGCAAAUUUUUAUUCUCAAGGAAUGACUGCGAUAGUCAAUAUUUUUUGGGAUUCUUUU
This is a messenger RNA of Daphnia carinata, 1076 nucleotides long. RefSeq names its product Bardet-Biedl syndrome 4 protein-like (gene BBS4). Gene Ontology annotation, biological process: cilium assembly; protein localization to cilium. NCBI's taxonomy places the organism in Eukaryota, Metazoa, Arthropoda, Branchiopoda, Diplostraca, Daphniidae. Gene Ontology annotation, cellular component: ciliary basal body. The record is from RefSeq and is a predicted model, not a curated record. The transcript is spliced from 6 exons. Bases 1 to 999 code for a protein of 332 amino acids. Gene Ontology annotation, molecular function: protein binding.